AUGGAUGCCCUGCCGCCAUGGCCCCUUGUGAAGCUCUCCCUAGCUCCCAGACUUUGGCCUCAACAGUUGCUGCGUCCAGCACAAAGAGUCCUUUCUGUCUCUCUUCAUCUUGUCUCUAUAUCCACAAGCGCCACCCCUUUGGCCGGCCGCCCGUCCGUCCCACUUGCGCUGCGGCCUCGUGCAUGCUCUCCACACACCCAAAGCCCUGGCCCACUUGUCAUCACCCAGCCCAUGCCGACUCGAGCGACUGAAACAUCUGCUCCUUCCCGCCCAUCCAUCGCUCCUGCCCGCUGUCCUUGA
Messenger RNA from Bipolaris victoriae FI3, 300 nucleotides. RefSeq lists its product as hypothetical. The coding region runs from base 1 to 300 and encodes 99 amino acids. Lineage: Eukaryota; Fungi; Ascomycota; Dothideomycetes; Pleosporales; Pleosporaceae. The transcript has a single exon. The record is from RefSeq and is a predicted model, not a curated record.